AUGACCAACUUGAAAUCAUUUGUCCUUUCUGCGCUCGGCGUAGCCAGCACCCUUGCAGCCACAGAGCAACCGUUCUCAGGCAUCAACGCCGUCCUCAAGCCCGCAGAGAAUGACGCCUGCGAUAUUGAAACCGACGGCAAAAUCACGAUCCGCAACUUCUGCAAAUACCCUGUACAUGUUGGCAACAAGCCUACAUACAGGGCUGAAGAUGAGGGUGAAGGCGACGAAGCGGCUAAAACCAUCAAGCCAGGCGAGUCAUACUCACGCAAGGUCAAGCCUAUGAAGGACAAGACCAACAAGAUGUGGCUUGUACCUGGCAAGACAUCUGUUCAUGAAUAUGAUGUUAUUCGUGUAGAAUAUUGGCAUCUAUCUUACGAGAAGGGUAUGGGCGCUGCGGCGAGUUUGAUCUCCGAGUCCAAGACCAAGGGCAAGCGUUGGGAUGUCGCCAACGGCGGCCGCGUCGCAUUGGAGUGCAAGGAAGACGAGAACUAG
Messenger RNA from [Torrubiella] hemipterigena, 492 nucleotides. NCBI's taxonomy places the organism in Eukaryota, Fungi, Ascomycota, Sordariomycetes, Hypocreales, Clavicipitaceae. The record is from the annotation of a GenBank genome assembly.